GGCUCUGGCGCUACUGAAGGGGGCCCAGCAGUCGACCGCCAGCGCUGCCCUCAUUGCCAAGGCAAGGGCGAGCGUGCAAGCGGUGAUGGCACUCGUGGAGGUGCACACCACGCAGGAGCAGCAGAGGACCUUGACCGGCUUCGCGGCGACCCCGGAGGAGAGGGUCGACAACCUCACGGCACUGGGAGACCGCGACGAGCACGUGAAGAAGUACGCGUUCAAGUCCGAGGCCGUCAUCGAGCUGCUGAAGCAGCUGCACCAGAGGUUCGAGGCCGACCUCCUCGCCGCGGUCAAGGCCGAGACCAACGCCGUGAACGCGUACCAGCUUGCAGCGGCAGCCCGCGCGAACGAGAUCUCUGCCACCCAGAAGGCCAAGGGCAACAAGGAGGGCGCCGCGAGCGAGGCGCAGGCCGCCAAGACCAGGGCCGACGAGGACCUGAUCUCGACCCAGGCGGACCUCGCAGCAGACUCGGCGCUACUCAGCCAGACGGAGCAGAAGUGUUCCACGAAGGAGGCGCAGUGGGCGGAGCGCUCCAAGACGCGCGCGCAGGAGCUCAGCGCGAUGGAGGCCACGGGCGGGAGCCGGGGGAUGCGCUCCCGUCGGCCUGCCGGCACGGCGACGUCCCUUGACAGGACGGUGGAUGGCGAGGGGGGCACGCUGCCAAAUGGGGUCCAGAGGCCUUGA
This is a messenger RNA of Prorocentrum cordatum, 685 nucleotides long. NCBI's taxonomy places the organism in Eukaryota, Dinophyceae, Prorocentrales, Prorocentraceae. The record is from the annotation of a GenBank genome assembly.